CUCAAAUGAUGGCUCUAGAAAAGUACAAGGAAUAAAUCUUUAAAAACAAUGUGAGUCGCUUUAUGGAUGAGUUGAUUGAGAAGAACAUCUAGAGUAAUCUAGUAGAAAUCCUAUUGAAAUGCUAACUUUCAAGUAUGCCUGUGACCAUUCCUGUAAGACACAAUUCUAUCUAAUAUAUUGCAUGUAUAUUCGAUAUGGACUCUUGGUUGGAAUAUUACUAAACUACCAACAGAGAUGGACAGUAACACUAUUAUAAUUAUAAUCAAGUGGAUUCUCGUGUCCUGGUUGCAAAGUGUUUCACUUAUACGAUGAUUACGGAAUUGACUUUAAACUCUAUCACGCAUUAGAAUCAUUUAAACUCUUAUAAAAGAAGUUACCUGGAGUAAAGUUUGAUAAAGACAAAUUAUUCUAAUCUACUUAACCAACCAAUCCAGGCUAUUUUGCAUAAAAUAAGGUGCCUAAGAACCAGACAGCUACGACUAUUAAAUAUUAGCUGCCUGGAAUCACACCCAUUCUUGGGAUUCAAAGAAAGCUCGAAGAAACCAACUCAUUGAAUCCAACCUAAAAGAUUAUCUCUGACGAAAUGUCCUAUACAAGUGUUAAGCUACAACAAUAUACUAAUAAUAAAAUCUACAAACAAGCCAAACAAAAUAACUUGAUGGUUCAAGAUUUGUAAUAGAAGGUUAAGCAAAGAGCGCAAGAUUUAUAAAAAGUCUUUAGAAAUGCCAUGAAAUUGAUAAAUCUGACCAAAAAUAAUUUGUCCAAUGACUUUAUCUUUGCUCUCAAGAGAAGAUAAAGGCAGGAAAUUAACGAAUCCAUUGUAAUUAUUCUAGUAUUCAAGGUAGCUUAUCGUCUACUUCGUAAAUUACGGAGUGUGGCAUGAGUUUCCACUUAUCCUGAAAGGAAAACCCUAUUUGUAGAAGGAAUAGGCGUUGUAUAUUAAGGGAGAGGCCAAUAAUCAAAAGUUUAUAUAUAUCAUUGCAGGAAAAACUGAAGACAGAUUUGUGCAAAGCAAUUAAGUGGUCAGAGUUACAUUUUCUAAUGAUCCUUUUUAAGAUGGGAAAUCUGCUGUUAUGGAAGAAUUGCCCCCUCUACCUUAGGAAGGGUACAAUUUCAUGGGAACUCAUUAUAAUAAGUAAUCAAUAAGCAGUAUUAUUUUAGCAAUAUUUAUGUGUUUUAUGGUUAGGGACUUAAAAAAACAAAAGAUCAAUAAAUUUUGGAUGAAUUGUAUAACAAAGCCUAUGUCAUGAGGUAACAUAAAUAAUGGUAAGUGCUGAUGUCCAAUUUAAUCCCAAGAUUUGGUGGUAGUUUCUUUGUUACAUCUCAUCCAUAAUUCUCAAAAUUAUUGAUCAUUUUUGGAGGAAUUCAACACGAUCCUGAUGGUUUGGUGGCUUAUCGAUGUACAUAAUAAAAUCAAGGCUAAAUCUUUCAAUGCAAAGAUGAAACCUUUAUAGGAAGUGGAUGUUUUUAAGUUCGCUUUUCAGUUAGACCGGAUGAUGAAUAUCAAAAGAAUGUUUUGAGUUCUCCAGUCUUUUCUGCUCCUUAUUAUGGUUACAAUCAAUUAAUCUUAUCUGGCGAAUUUUUGAAAUAUUAAUACAUUAUGAAAAGGGAGAUUUAUACUUUUGAUUGGGAAAAUGGAGAUUUUAUAAAGAAUGAUAUCUUCUCUUUAGAACCACCAGAAUAAUUUUUAAUUCCUACUAGAAAGGAUAAUGGUUCUGAAGUAUUCACACCAGUCCAAGACAUGGAAGGAGCUGUCAGUUUUGGAAAUUUAUACAUAAUUCAUUAAUAUCCUGUUAAUCCAGGCAAUAAAAUUGUAUUACAAUUAUUGAGAAUCAAUUUAACAAAUGGAUAAUGUAAACAAUUAUUUCAAUAUUUAGUUUUUCCCACUAAUUACCAAGAUCACCAAUCAUCUUUAGAACUAGCAAUCAUAAGAAGAAAUUAGUUGGCAUAAUCAUGA
Paramecium octaurelia is the source of this 1957-nucleotide messenger RNA. The record is from the annotation of a GenBank genome assembly. NCBI's taxonomy places the organism in Eukaryota, Ciliophora, Oligohymenophorea, Peniculida, Parameciidae.